AUGUCCCACACAGGCGCCCGUCUCCUACGCCGGCCCCUUGACAUCAAUAUCCUCCGAGCAUGCCUCGCGUGCGGCGUUUAUGUUCCUCAGCCCAACCUCCCCGUGGGUGAGCGCGGACUCCGUCCGGCCUUAGCACGGACAUAUAGCGCAUCAUCGUCUGUCUCGACCCUCAUUUAG
Molecule: messenger RNA, 177 nt
Organism: Trametes versicolor FP-101664 SS1
Lineage: Eukaryota; Fungi; Basidiomycota; Agaricomycetes; Polyporales; Polyporaceae
Exons: 1
Coding region: 1-177 (58 amino acids)
Source: RefSeq, a predicted model, not a curated record